Molecule: messenger RNA, 1445 nt
Organism: Rhagoletis zephyria (snowberry fruit fly)
Lineage: Eukaryota; Metazoa; Arthropoda; Insecta; Diptera; Tephritidae
Source: RefSeq, a predicted model, not a curated record
CCACUGCAAAACGGUACGAGAAGGCCGUCCCAUACAGUUCCUGGACCGGCGUUCAGGAUGCCACCCAGUUCAAGGAUGUCUGCCACCAGUUUGGUCUGAUUGCCACACUGUUGCCGCAAACCAACGCACAGAGUGAUGACUGCCUCUACCUGAACGUGUGGGUGCCGGCAAAGAAGAGCGAGGCGAAACGCCCGGUGAUGGUCUUCAUCCACGGCGGCGCCUUUGAGGGCGGCUCCGGGGUGAUGGAGGGCAAGGACCUGGCGGCGCAGGGCGACGUCAUUCUCGUCACCAUGAACUACCGCCUCGGCCCGCUGGGCUUCAUGAUGGGCGCCGACCUGCAGACGAACCAGGGCCUCCACGACCAGCUGCUCGCGCUGAAGUGGGUCAAGCAGAACAUCCACUUCUUCGGCGGCGACGCCAGCCAGGUGACCCUCUUCGGCGAGUCGGCGGGCGCCAUGAGCGUCAGCGCGUACAUCUUCAGCCCCCUGGCGGAGGAGGGCCUCUUCAAGCGGGGCAUCCUGCAGUCGGGCUCCCUCGCCGUGGAGACCCUCUGCAACUCAAAGGAGCGAUCGCUGGAGAAGACGGCCAUCCUCGGCGCCAAGGUCAACUGCACGGAGAAGGACGUCCGCAAGCUGGUGGAGUGCAUCAAGAAGGUCGACGUGGAGCAGCUGAAGGCCGCCUCGGCGGACGACUUCGUCACCAACGCCUUCUUCGUGCCCGUCUGGGGCGACGAGCUGCUGCCGCUGCAGCCGCAGAAGGCCCUCGAGAGUGGUCACUUCAAGAAGAACCUCGACCUCAUCUACGGAACUAACCGCGACGAGGGCGGCAUCUUUGCCCUCUUCAUCAUCCCCGAGAUCAUGGGCGACAACAACCUGGACAAGAGCUCCAUCAAGAAGUACACGGAAAAGGUUUUCAAAAAAUUCAACAUUGGCCACUCUCAGGAGAUCAUCGACUACUACUCGGGCAAGGUGACGGCCAACACCACACAGGACGACUUUAAAGCACUUAUUUCUGGCGCCUUUGGCGACUACGCCCUGGUGUGCCCGACCAUUCUGUUUGGCGAAAUGUUGGCCCAAAAGAGCUCCCCCAACUCUCGUUUCUACUCCUACCGACUGAUGGAGUACAAGCCGGCGAUGGGACCAAGCUGGAUGGGCGUGGCUCACUCCUCCGAUCUGCAGUACCUCUUCAAAGUGGAAGAAACAAAGAAAGACGCCGAUCUGUACCAGCUGAGCAAGGACGUCAUCCACGCCUGGACGCAGUUCGCCAAAACGGGCGUUCCCGGAAAGAUGGGCAACGUCGAGUGGGCCGAGGCGGUGGGCGGAAACAAGGCCGUCAAGGACUACCGCACGCGGUACAUGUCGCUGGAAACGAAACACUUCAAAAUGGUGGACCGUUUCUUUGAAGCCACCUGUAACGGCUUCUGGAAGCCAAAGCUGUUUUCAUAA